ACAGAGAAUAAUAUAUUAAUUCUUUAACUAUUUUGUACUGGCAUGUGAAAGUGUGGCAUACACCUCUAAUAGAAAUGCUGUAUCACGCUCAGUGUAAUCAACUUUUGUCUCAAGCACAGACUCAGACACAGGCCUACAUGUGCUCACAUGGAUACUCGCAUUUCCCGACACUGCAUGGUGCAUAUAGAAGAAAAACACAGACGUACACGUACACAUAGUCAGAACAGAGCCGUCUGUGUUGGAUCAGGCACGGAGGCUUCCCACAUAAUUCCUGUGCAUAAAUUCCUGCGUGUCUGAAAUUAAUUUUUAGAGGAAAAGUGCCCAGAAAAGACAGAUUCAUCUUCAUGUUUAUUUGAGUUCAACCCCAAGCUAGAGACCCCUCCUAGGGCUCCAAAUGAACUCGGUUUCCCUUACACAAACAUAUACACAGAUCAAGGUGUGUUUGUCUUUCCUACCCAAACUCUAGGUUUUUCGGGGCAGGUAUCCCCCUCCCCCCAGAAAAGUCUGUUCACCUUAGGGAGAAGAAUUUGAAGGCGGCGUCUAGAAGCUUAAGUGUGUAUCUGUGAAUAUGUGUUUUGUUGAUAACCUGCACAUUUCUCUGUCUGUGAAUCAGUCUGUCUCUGGUAGUCGAGCAGGUCAUUAGGAAUCACGUCGCAUUACAGUAUGACAUUGCCGGGGUUUGUGAUGCUGCUAUGCAUCCUGGGAGCUCAAGCCACCAUGGAUCCGAGAAAUGCUGCUGCUAUGGCUGCAGGCUUGUGUAACACCAAGCCCACUGAUGUGGUGUUCAUCAUCGACAGCUCUCGAAGUGUCCGCCCCGCAGAGUUCGAACAGGUCAAGGUCUUCAUGGCCAAAGUGAUUGACGGUUUGAACGUCGGGCCUGAUGCUACUCGCGUGGGCGUUGUAAACUACGCCAGUCAAGUGAAGAACGAGGUCUCUCUGAAGUCCCACAAAACCAAAGCAGCGCUCGUCAAAGCUGUGUCUAAGAUCGAGCCACUGUCCACCGGUACCAUGACCGGCCUCGCCAUCCAGUUUGCAUUGAACGUGGCCUUCAGUGAAGCCGAGGGAGCACGCAAAUCCCCUGACAUCAGCAAGGUGGCCAUUAUUGUGACCGACGGAAGACCUCAGGACAACAUCCAAAACAUUGCAGCAAGGGCGCGAGAGGCCGGCAUUGAGAUAUUCGCCAUUGGAGUGGGUCGCGUGGACAUGACCACGCUCAGACAGAUGGCCAGCGAGACUCUCGAGGAUCACGUGGACUACGUGGAGAGCUACAGCAUGAUUGAGAAGCUCACCAAGAAGUUCCAGGAGGCCUUCUGUGAGAAUGUGUCGGACCUAUGCAUGUCAGGCGAUCAUGACUGUGAGCACAUUUGCAUCAGCACAACCGGAUCUUUCAAGUGUGCCUGCAGAGACGGAUUUACACUCCAGGGCGAUGGCCGAUCAUGCAGCGCUUGCAGUAACGCGGCCACAGAUGUGGUCUUCUUGAUCGACGGCUCCAAGAGUGUGAGACCAGAGAACUUCGAGCUGGUCAAGAAAUGGAUCAACCUGAUCAUCGACAAACUGGACGUGUCAGAGACAAACACCCAUGUGGGACUGGUGCAGUAUUCCAGCACUGUGAAGCAGGAGUUCCCUCUGGGACGCUACAACAACAAAAAGGCCCUGAAAGAAGCAGUGAAAAAGAUGGACUAUAUGGAGAGGGGAACCAUGACUGGCCUGGCCAUCAGUUUCCUGGUUGAUACCAGCUUUACUCCUAACCAGGGCGCCAGACCCGGAGUGCCAAAGGUCGGUAUUGUCUUCACUGAUGGCAGGUCACAAGACUACAUUGGAGAAGCUGCCAAGAAAGCCAAGGAGAAUGGCUUUAAGAUGUAUGCGGUGGGCGUUGGUAAUGCUAUUGAAGACGAGCUGAAAAUAAUCGCCUCUGAACCUGUCACUGACCAUUACUUCUACACGGCAGACUUCAAAUCCAUUAACCAAAUUGUCAAGAAGCUGCAAAUCAAUGUUUGUCAAGUGGAAGAUCCCUGUGAAUGUAAGUCCAUUGUCAAGUUCCAGAAAAAGGUGGAGGAGGCAUUACAGGCGUUAACAAAGAAAUUGGAAGCUGUGACGAAAAGGAUCGCUGCCCUGGAGAACAAGAUUGUUUGAGAAAGCACCAACAUCUAAUGCUCACACUGCCAUUCUUUUCUUUUUUUUGUAAAAAACACCACCUGUGACCUUUGACCCUAAUGCUUAUGUUCCUCUCCUCCACUUCAAUUCUUUUCUGCUCCUCUGCAUUCAUCACUAUUGUCCAUGGGGAUGGAGCACUGAUUGUGAUGAUGACCAUGGUUUACCUGACCAAGCUUGCUCUGAAUUAUGGUCACUAAUCAAUACAAUUCAAGGUGUCGAUUUUCAAACAGCCAUCCCCUCUAACAAAACCCUGUGUGCGUUGAGUAAAAAUAUUCCUGCGAAGGUCUUCACAUAUAACCUGGACAAUAAAGUCUUCCCUUUGCGGAAAUGGUGUGUAAAUUAAAUACAGAGAAGGUUUCAUUCUGUCUUUGCUCUUUUUCAUUCUACCUUUCUCAAACCCAUUCUCCCAGAUUUUGCCCUGAAAAUAUUA
Carassius auratus (goldfish) is the source of this 2584-nucleotide messenger RNA. It is a transcript of the gene matn1, whose product is annotated as matrilin 1. The coding region runs from base 664 to 2133 and encodes 489 amino acids. NCBI's taxonomy places the organism in Eukaryota, Metazoa, Chordata, Actinopteri, Cypriniformes, Cyprinidae. Gene Ontology annotation, molecular function: calcium ion binding. The transcript is spliced from 8 exons. The record is from RefSeq and is a predicted model, not a curated record.